CGGCUAAAUUUUGCCGGAGGACAUAACAAGUUAGUUUCUGACAACGCGGUCAUAUAAAUUUUCUGCAAUUAAUAACCAAUCGUUUGAUGAACGGUGGCGACGAAAAAGAUAAUGAUCAGACGUGUUUUGGCUUCUCAUCUGAUGGAGAAACUCUCCUGCACCGCAGGGACCCAAUCUAUAAAAGGGCGUCUCCUUGUUGGAGGUUCAAUUGACUCGAUUCUUUUCCCAAUAGGGAAGAGAGGAAGCUGCAAGAAGAGUUCCUUAAAUCAAUUUCUUGAAAUUAUUGUUCCGGAUCAACAAGUACACCGUUCAAUUUCAAGCUUGAAAUAACUGUUUCACUAAAGUAAAUUCUUAAAUUUCUUCUGUCGGCGCUUCUCCAUUAACGAUCGCUGUCGGUGUUCGGUAGGAGAGACUGCUCCGGACGGCUCAAAGAAGGAAGCUGGCGCGAAAAGGAAAAGUCAAGUCAGAGAAGCACAACGUCCUGGUGGCGGCCGCAGUGGUGGUGGUUAUUUAUAUCCUGCAACCUCUCCUUUCUCCUUGUUCUGCCUCUCUGUCUUAAAGCCACGCCAACUAGUUCAGAAUAGCCGUUGCCAAUAGAAAAAAGGGGCUCGGCCUCUCAGUUGCUCCGGGAAGAAGAUUGAUUGACUCGCGUUUUAAAGGUAACCCAUGUCUCGAUUUUGUUCGUUACAAAUGGCGGGGGCCCAGGAAAUUAGUUCUUCGGCGAUGGUUAGGACCACGAUGGAGCUUCAUCGACUGAUGGGUCGGAAGUUGAUACCCGAGGCCAGAGUUCUUCCACUGGCAGGAACUCUAAGAACGCGGAACUCUUUGUGGAUAAGGUACAGGAAAGAGAAGACAAUCUGUUUCUGUGCAAAAGGUGAUAAUGGGACUCUUGUUGCACAGAAAACUGGAGGCAGUGAAUCUUUCUUUCAAGACAGUUUUCCUUCGGAAAGCAUGAAUGAAGUUCAGGCUAACGCUUCUGCAAUUGGAAGGUAUGAAGAUAAAUCUAUUCUAGAUGGGGAUGACUUCUUUUUACAGCAUAGCAACAGCUAUGAUGGAGAUCUGGAUUGCCCUUCGGAAGGCUUCAGUUCCGUACCAGAAGCUAUUGAGGAUAUUCGCCAAGGCAAGUUUGUAAUAGUGGUAGAUGACGAAGCCCGUGAAAACGAGGGAGAUCUCAUAAUGUCCGCCUCCAUGGUGACACCAGAAGCAAUGGCGUUCAUUGUAAAGCAUGGCACUGGCAUUGUAUGUGUGGCCAUGAAGGGGGAUCGCUUGGAAAAGUUAGAUCUUCCUUUGAUGGUUUCCCGUGAGGAAAAUGAAGAAAAACUUUCUACUGCGUUCACUGUAUCAGUGGAUGCAAAAGUAGGUACAACCACUGGAGUGUCUGCCACAGAUCGGGCAAAUACCAUCUUGGCUCUCGCAUCUCCUGAUUCAAGGCCUGAGGAUUUCAAUCGUCCAGGCCAUAUCUUUCCUCUAAAGUACAGGGAAGGUGGCGUGCUUAAAAGAGCUGGGCACACAGAGGCAUCAGUGGAUCUUGCUGUGCUGGCUGGGUUGGACCCUGCAGGAGUGCUAUGUGAGAUUGUGGAUGAUGAUGGUUCCAUGGCCCGAUUGCCUAAGCUUCGUGAGUUUGCAAGACAGGAGAACUUGAAAGUAAUAUCAAUUGCAGACUUGGUCAGGUAUAGACGGAAGAGAGAGAAGCUAGUGGAGCAAAUAUCUGUUGCUCGUCUACCUACAAAAUGGGGUCCUUUCCAGGCGUGCUGCUAUCGUUCCCUGCUGGAUGGAAUUGAGCAUAUUGCAUUUGUUAAGGGGGAUAUUGGAGAUGGACAGGACAUUCUAGUCCGAGUUCAUUCUGAGUGCCUUACUGGGGACAUAUUUGGAUCUGAAAGAUGUGAUUGUGGGAACCAACUAGCACUUGCCAUGCAACAGUUCGAGGCAGAAGGUAGGGGUGUAUUGAUUUAUUUACGCGGACAGGAGGGGAGGGGCAUUGGCCUUGGUCACAAGCUGCGUGCCUAUAACCUCCAGGAUGCUGGACGUGAUACGGUGGAAGCCAAUGAGGAACUAGGAUUGCCAGUUGAUUCACGUGAAUAUGGCAUUGGCGCUCAGAUACUGCAAGACCUGGGUGUCAGAACUAUCAGGCUAAUGACCAACAACCCUGCUAAAUACAUUGGGCUGAAGGGCUAUGGUUUGACCAUUGUAGGCCGUGUACCAUUGUUGUCCCUGAUCACAAAAGAAAACCGGAGAUAUCUGGAGACAAAGCGCUUGAAGAUGGGGCAUAUAUAUGGUUCUGAAUUCAGCGACCGUCUAAAUGGCUCCUCCCAAGCACUGGGUGUCGACAAUGUCCUUGCCUGAUUUGCCUCAGAUAUAACAUGUACUCUUAUCGAUAAGUUCAUUUGUUGAUUUCUUGUUCUCAUGAGGCUACAUUUGAAGGCAAAUAAAGAGGGUCCACUAUUCUACAUGUUCUAGUAA
Molecule: messenger RNA, 2460 nt
Organism: Nymphaea colorata (pocket water lily)
Lineage: Eukaryota; Viridiplantae; Streptophyta; Magnoliopsida; Nymphaeales; Nymphaeaceae
Product: bifunctional riboflavin biosynthesis protein RIBA 1, chloroplastic-like
Exons: 8
Coding region: 667-2343 (558 amino acids)
Biological process (GO): riboflavin biosynthetic process
Cellular component (GO): chloroplast
Molecular function (GO): GTP cyclohydrolase II activity; 3,4-dihydroxy-2-butanone-4-phosphate synthase activity
Source: RefSeq, a predicted model, not a curated record